Molecule: messenger RNA, 680 nt
Organism: Musa acuminata subsp. malaccensis (wild Malaysian banana)
Lineage: Eukaryota; Viridiplantae; Streptophyta; Magnoliopsida; Zingiberales; Musaceae
Product: zinc finger A20 and AN1 domain-containing stress-associated protein 2-like
Molecular function (GO): DNA binding; zinc ion binding
Source: RefSeq, a predicted model, not a curated record
AAAUCUUCUAUAUAUGUUGCCUCGUCGUUCUAGCAAUCCACUUCUCGCUCGUUUCUUAUGCCUUGCAUCGCUUCCAAUCAGCAGAGACUUUGAGUUUUCUGUCGCCAUGGAUUCCGGAGAGCACCGCGAGAACCCUUCGCCCUGCGCCAGCGGUUGCGGCUUCUUCGGCAGCCCCGCGACGCGCGGCCUGUGCUCUCGGUGCUACCGAGACGUCUGCCUCAUGGAGCGGCUCGAGAAGAUGCGGCCGCCUUCGGCCGCUGCGGAGUCCGAUGCCGGGAGCCGGAAGGUCGCGGCCGCGCCGUCCUCCUCCUACCCGGGCGAGGAGCCCCCGAAGGCGGCGGACCGGUGCGGGAAGUGCAAGAAGAAGGUGAGGCUGUGCGCGAGGUUCGAGUGCCGGUGCGGGAGCACGUUCUGCGCGGCGCACCGCCUCCCGGAGACGCACGAGUGCGCGUUCGACUACAAGGCGCAUGGCCGCGCGGCGAUCGCCGAGGCCAACCCCGUCGUCGUGAAGGACAAGCUACGGAGGAUCUGAAGAAGACGCAAGAAUAUUAAUGGCGUCGAUUAGAUUAAUCGAAGCAAUGGAUGAUGAUGAUGAUUUGGUAUAUGGUAGUUCAAUUCGUAUUGCUUGGCAUGGAUUACUUUCCACAGGUUAAUAAAUGAGCUUUUCUUUAGAACCCAAA